AUAGGUAGAAGAGUUGAAUUAUUAGACUGGAAGGUAUAAGACAUAAAGAGAAUCAAAGAAGUUUAUAAGUUACCAAAUCUGUACAACAUCCAAAAAUAUCUAGACAAAUAUGAUUUGGUUAUGAUAAUGAUUUUAUCAAACAAUUUCACUUUUAUUUCUGGUUAUGAUCAUAUGAGACUAUCCAAACUUCCAAGCCUCCUUUUCCCAACUUUCUGAACAUUUGAUUGAAGAUUUAAUCAAUUAGAAUAUUACUUGUGAUAGUGAUAUAGUAUUUUAUGGAGUUCAAUUGAGCGAUCAAAUUCAUAUAGCACCCAAAAUAUUCUGUACAGAUAUUUGUUGGUUGUGAUAAUGGUUUUAGCAAACAUUUUCACUUGUACUUCUUAUGGCCACAUGUGACUAUCCUAAUUGAGAAAUAAAUUUUAAUCCAUUAAUUAAGUGAAUAUUUCCUAGAAAUCAUAAUCGCGUUUGGCUUGGCAUUUCAUUUUUUUUAUUACUGUUGAAGGAAAUUAAAGAUAAAUUGUUGAAUACCAUCUAUACUAAAGAUUUCUUAAUAAGAUAGCUUCAAGUAUGACUACUAUUCUCUUUGAUAUAGUUAGAUGGCUUGAAAGAUAAAUUAACCAAUCUCCAAGGAUUCAGAAGCAUGAUUUGAAAUAUGAAUGCUAUUUUAAAUUAGCCAGUCAUUCUUAGUUUCGCCACAUUAUCUAUUCUGGCAUAAGAAAAACUAGCAGGACAACAUUCGAAGAUAGUAAGCUAAUGCUUUACAUGUGCUAUGGAGGUAUGUUCUAGUACAUAGGAGGGAAUGUUACAUCACGUUUCUUAUAGGUGUUUGUUUACUACGGAAGCCGAAGAAUUUUUCAAACUAUAAAUUAUGAACAUAUAGGAUGUUAUUUCUGCAGUUCUAAACAUAUUCUUUGAUUCACGUGUAUUAUAGUCACUGCUCACUAUGGUUGUUUGGGUAAUUUUAUUGCUUCUGAAGUUAUUGAGAUUUUCUUUGAAUUUCCUCACCUUAAUUCUUCCAGGAAUAAUUUAUGCAAAUGAAUUUAAAGAGAGCAGGCUGAAGUCACUUACAGCUAAUAUACAUCGCAUGGGUGUUACUAAUACAAUAAUUUGUAACUAUGAUGGGAAGGAGAUACCAAAGGUUCUUGGGCUCAAUUCUGUUGAUAGAGUAUUAUUGGAUGCCCCCUGCACUGGUACUGGGGUUAUAUCUAAAGAGCAAUCUAUUAAAACAUCAAAGACGGUUGAAGAUGUCCAGACUCGUACCUUCCUGCAAAAGCAACUCAUUAUAGCAGCAAUUGAUCUAGUAGAUGCUAAGUCAAAGACAGGAGGAUACAUAGUAUAUUCAACUUGUUCCAUGUUGGUUCAUGAGAAUGAAGCUAUUAUAGACUAUGCACUUAAAAAGAGGGACAGGAUUCAUAAGGUUCAGGGAACACCGAUUUCAUCCAUCUUUGGAGAAAACAAGGAGAUUUUAUCCACAUGUAAAUAACAUGGAAGGAUUUUUUGUUGCUAAGUUGAAAAAGCUAAGCAAUUCCAAACCAGCAGCCUCUCAACC
Molecule: messenger RNA, 1549 nt
Organism: Zingiber officinale
Lineage: Eukaryota; Viridiplantae; Streptophyta; Magnoliopsida; Zingiberales; Zingiberaceae
Product: 25S rRNA (cytosine-C(5))-methyltransferase NOP2A-like
Exons: 7
Coding region: 944-1483 (179 amino acids)
Biological process (GO): rRNA base methylation; maturation of LSU-rRNA
Cellular component (GO): nucleolus
Molecular function (GO): RNA binding; rRNA (cytosine-C5-)-methyltransferase activity
Source: RefSeq, a predicted model, not a curated record